ACGUGACGGGCCCGGCGGUAGCGGCGGCGGCCGCGGCGUCUUAAGCGGCGCCCAGUGCAGGAUGGUGCUGGAGGCGGCGGCGGCCGUGGUGGCGGCGGCGUCGUUGGCGGCAACGGGAGUGGGUGCGGCGGCAGCGGUGGCGGCGCCCGCGGGUGGUAUAAAAUGGCGGAUUUCGAAGAGUUGAGGAGUGGCUGUACCAUUUUACAUCCCUACCAGCAAUGUAUGGAGUGAUCCAGUUUCUCUGCAUCCUCGCCAGCAUUUGGUGUUAUCAGUGUUUUUCAUUUUAGCCAUUCUGAAUAUGGUUUCUAGUUUUAGGGUUUCUGAACUGCAAGUAUUACUAGGCUUUGCUGGACGGAAUAAAAGUGGACGCAAGCAUGACCUCCUGAUGAGGGCGCUGCAUUUAUUGAAGAGCGGCUGCAGCCCUGCGGUUCAGAUUAAAAUCCGAGAAUUGUAUAGACGCCGAUAUCCACGAACUCUUGAAGGACUUUCUGAUUUAUCCACAAUCAAAUCAUCGGUUUUCAGUUUGGAUGGUAGCUCAUCACCUGUAGAACCUGACUUGGCCGUGGCUGGAAUCCACUCUUUGCCUUCCACUUCAGUUACACCUCACUCACCAUCCUCUCCUGUUGGUUCUGUGCUGCUUCAAGAUACUAAGCCCACAUUUGAGAUGCAGCAGCCAUCUCCCCCAAUUCCUCCUGUCCAUCCUGAUGUGCAGUUAAAAAAUCUGCCCUUUUAUGAUGUCCUUGAUGUUCUCAUCAAGCCCACAAGUUUAGUUCAAAGCAGUAUUCAGCGAUUUCAAGAGAAGUUUUUUAUUUUUGCUUUGACACCUCAACAAGUUAGAGAGAUAUGCAUAUCCAGGGAUUUUUUGCCAGGUGGUAGGAGAGAUUAUACAGUCCAAGUUCAGUUGAGACUUUGCCUGGCAGAGACAAGUUGCCCUCAAGAAGAUAACUAUCCAAAUAGUCUAUGUAUAAAAGUAAAUGGGAAGCUAUUUCCUUUGCCUGGCUACGCACCACCACCUAAAAAUGGGAUUGAACAGAAGCGCCCUGGACGCCCCUUGAAUAUUACAUCUUUAGUUAGGUUAUCUUCAGCUGUGCCAAACCAAAUUUCCAUUUCUUGGGCAUCAGAAAUUGGGAAGAAUUACUCCAUGUCUGUAUAUCUUGUACGGCAGCUUACAUCAGCCAUGUUAUUACAGAGAUUAAAAAUGAAAGGUAUUAGAAACCCUGAUCAUUCCAGAGCACUAAUUAAAGAAAAACUUACUGCAGAUCCUGAUAGUGAAAUUGCUACAACUAGCCUUCGGGUAUCCUUGAUGUGCCCUUUAGGAAAAAUGAGACUGACAAUCCCAUGCCGUGCAGUGACUUGUACACACCUGCAGUGUUUUGAUGCUGCCCUUUAUCUACAAAUGAAUGAGAAGAAGCCCACCUGGAUUUGUCCUGUGUGUGACAAAAAAGCUGCCUAUGAAAGUCUAAUAUUAGAUGGGCUUUUUAUGGAAAUUCUCAAUGACUGUUCUGAUGUGGAUGAGAUCAAAUUCCAGGAAGAUGGUUCUUGGUGUCCAAUGAGACCGAAGAAAGAAGCUAUGAAAGUAUCCAGCCAGCCGUGUACAAAAAUAGAAAGUUCAAGCGUCCUCAGUAAGCCUUGUUCAGUGACUGUAGCCAGUGAGGCAAGCAAGAAGAAAGUAGAUGUUAUUGAUCUUACAAUAGAAAGCUCUUCUGAUGAAGAAGAAGACCCUCCUGCCAAAAGGAAAUGCAUCUUUAUGUCAGAAACACAAAGCAGCCCAACCAAAGGGGUUCUCAUGUAUCAGCCAUCUUCUGUAAGGGUGCCCAGUGUGACUUCGGUUGAUCCUGCCGCUAUUCCGCCUUCAUUAACAGACUACUCAGUACCAUUCCACCACACGCCAAUAUCAAGCAUGUCAUCAGAUUUGCCAGGAGAACAAAGAAGAAAUGAUAUUAAUAAUGAACUGAAGCUUGGAACAUCUUCUGAUACUGUGCAACAGUGAAUACAAAAUAAAACAAAUAAUUUGUAUUUAUGGAGUGGAAAACAGCUUGAUUAUUUCAAGGAAAAAUAUGACUGCCUUAUUAUUGCUAGUGUCAUAUUGUCAGGUGCGAAUGGUGCUCAAAAGUUGUAUCAUUAAAAUUUGAAAGUGAUAAACAUUUACACAUUUAAUCAUGUAGCAGUUAUGUUUUGUUAAAGUUUAUGACUCAAGGAAAAUGUGUUGUCAUCAAUAAGGGAAAAAGUCUAAUGAGUCAAUUUCACAGUGAAACACUUAAAAUUUUAAAAUUAAAAUUUUAUCAGUGUUAAUAAAAUAGUGUUAACACUACCUGCUUUUUAGUUAAAAGUGAUUGACCAUUUUCAACCAUGAUAUACUUAGGAGGGCAUAAAAAUGUAUCAGUAUGACAUGCUGCAAUUGAAACUUACGGUGAAAUAAGAAAUGCAUUUUGCUAAUAAACUAUGAAACAAGGCAGUAACAUUUUAAUCACUACUGAUGAAACUUUAUUUCAUAUAAGAGUUUUAAUAUUCUGCUUAAAAUGUAAAAUGCAAGAAGACUUAGAUGAUUUCGUUUUUUUGUUAGGAAGAAUAGCAUCUAAAAUACUAUACGAAACUUCACUGUUAGUACUUGAGAAAAAAAUGGUUUCAGUGAGAGAAAUAUUUACAUUAAACAGAUUUUAUAUAGACAGCACCCUUGUAAUGCUUGGUAAACAAUCUAGAAUUCCAACCAAAAUUUUAGAAAAAUUUCUAGGUAUUUUAUUAUGAUGUUGUAUAAGUCACCACAUUCAAUUUUCCGUGGAUGAGGUAUCAAGAUACAGAUAAGUAAAUCUCUUAAUUCUUUUCUAAAUAAACUUUAUAUUUACCGCACACAUGAAAUCAUCAAAGAGAAUUACAGUACAUCUGAAGAACUGGAAUGGAAAUAAUGAAAAUAGGAUCCUCAGUGGGCAUUCUCUGGUGAUAGAGCUUCAAUUUUUAAUUUCAAUUAAAAUAAAUACACAGGCUUGAUAUGAUUUUCAAACUUUUAUAUCAAGCUUGCAUAUUUAUUUCAACUGAGAUUAUGAAAUGGAAAUAGUUGAACAUCUAGAAAAUGAGCACUUUUGAGUGGUUUGGCGUCGGUACACAAUAUUCCAACACCAUCGUCAAUACUUCAGUGUUAUAAAAAGGUUUCAGUUACUAACAUGAACUGAGAGAUACAACAAAUAUUAAAGGUGAUUGAAUGUAUGAAACUGAAAAACUAUAAAAAGGUAGAAGCUAUUAUAAAUAUGAGGAAAACCGAAAAACUAAAAAGAUAGAAGGUACUGUAAAAAGAAAAUGGUUAUACCAUUUGAAGCAGAACAAAAUAAAUAACAUUCCAAUAAACUUUUUUUACUUAAUAAUAGAAAUUGUAAAUGUAAAACUCUGAAGGUAUUACAAGGGCUAGACAAAUUUUGAGUUCUUUGGCAGAAGCAGAGAGAUGAUUUACUGAAUAGUAUCAAUAUGUAGACAAAAUCUGCUUAUUAAGAUAUCUCACCUAUUAUUUUAAUAGAGAAGUCAUUGGAAAAGUUUGUUGUAAUUCUCUUUGGUUUAGUAUUGGCUGAAACCAUCGUAUCAUAUAGCUAGUGACAGACAUAUGAAAUGAAAACCUACAGCAAGCUGGGUGCGGUGGCUUGUGUCUGUAAUCCCAGUACUUGGUGAGGCUGAGAUGGGAGGAUCGCUUGAGCUCUGGAGUUCAAAAUCAACCUGGGCAGCAUAGUGAGACUCUCUCUCUAAAAACAAACAAACAAAAAAAUAGUAAUAAUAAUUAGCUGGGCACGGUCACACACGCCUGUAGCCCCUACUUUUUGUGAGGCUGAGGCCAGGAGGUAAAGGCUGCAGUGACCUAUGAUUGUACCUCUGCAUCCCAGCCUGGGCAACAGAGCAGACUCAGUGUCUCCCGAAAAAGAAAAAAAAAAAUCUGUAGCAACAAUUUUCAGAAAGGCUUUAGAAAUCGUUGGAAUGAUUUCUUUCAAAUGAUUGGUGCUAUAGCUUGUAUCGUUUGAUAAGCAUUUUUGUAAUACCAUUAUUUGGAGAUUAUAAGAUAAUAUAUUUAAAUUUUUUGAGUUAUAAAUUCAUACUGGUUAGUAAAUAUUUUAAAUGUCCCCACUGAUAUUGUCUAUUUUGCAUAAAAGCAUAAUGUCAGACUUUCUCUGUGUGGUGAUUAUAUUCAGAGUGUCUCUGAAUGCCAGCAUAAAAAUCGUGGAAUUGAAUAGAAAUUGGCCUGUCUUAAUGACGUAUGGUUUCUUUUUUAAAGUUUUGAAAUAAUUAAAGAGAAUUUAGUCACACAGGGAGGUCUAGGUGAACAGACAUUGAAGUUUAUUACUAGACUUUUCAGACCUAAAAAUUGUAUUUAUUAUUAUUAUUUGAAUAUGUCAAAAUUAUAUUACUGGACAAUCUUUUACACAUUCCUCUUUCUAAAACCUAAUUGAACAAUUACAGUUCUGUGGUUCAGAAAAUUACAUUAGCUCAGAACCCAGUAACCCUUGAUAACCGUGUUAGCGCAGCAAUUCCUGAGUGUGUGCUUUGUGCAGAGCGUUGGACUAUGUACUGCUCUUGAUGUGGGGACAGCUGGGACAGAGAGCUAUCAUUGAAAUAGACAUCUGUUUAAGAAGUGAUACUUAGAUGAACCUCUGUAUUUCUGAAAAAUAAAUGUGAAAUAUCUUAAGAGCUUAA
This is a messenger RNA of Piliocolobus tephrosceles (Ugandan red Colobus), 4668 nucleotides long. RefSeq names its product protein inhibitor of activated STAT 2 (gene PIAS2). Gene Ontology annotation, biological process: protein sumoylation; regulation of transcription by RNA polymerase II. Bases 299 to 1990 code for a protein of 563 amino acids. The transcript is spliced from 14 exons. Gene Ontology annotation, cellular component: chromatin. Lineage: Eukaryota; Metazoa; Chordata; Mammalia; Primates; Cercopithecidae. Gene Ontology annotation, molecular function: zinc ion binding; SUMO ligase activity; transcription coregulator activity. The record is from RefSeq and is a predicted model, not a curated record.